UAAGUUCGCAUACCAGAAACCGUCCCCUAAAUAAUCUCCAGGUAAAUCCGAGGUACGGCCUAGGUUUGGAUUCUCCAACCUAGUCAUAUCACGCAUCUUGCCUCAUAUUACGCCUGAAGUCAGUGGAUAGGGACUUUAAACGACUAUAAGCCAUAAAAUACCAAAAUGCUGGCCAAUGUCCCUUUUGCUCUGGUCGUUGUAGCAAAUAUAUGCCUCCAGUACAAUGCAAUGACUAUUGAUCCAGCCUUCGCAAUGUGUUAUAAUCUAUGUCCAACCACAACUACUACUACGUCAACUUCAGUGUCAACUUCUACAGCCAGUAAAACAGCUUCAGAGCCUACUACUAAAGUCACCAAAACAACCCCAGUGCCUACUACUACAGUUAGUAAAAUAAAUCCAGCAUCUAAUCCUACAGUCACUAAUCCAACUGCAGCGCCCAUUCCUACAGUCACUAAUACAACUCCAGCGCCUACUACUACAGUCACGAAAACAACUCCAAUUUCUAAUCCUACUGUAACAAAUACAAUACAAGGACCAACUAGUACAACACCAGUGCCAAUUACUGGAGCUUUUAAAACAACUCCAGCGGCAAUUACCCCAACCGCUAAAACAGAUCCAGUGUCAACCACUCUAGCCAUUAAAACAACUGUAGCGCCAACUACUGCAACUACGAAAAUAACGUCAGCGCCAACAGCGACAAAAACUAAAACAACGCAAGCGCCUACUGCAACUACCAAUGGAAACACUCAUAUGCCUACUGACAAAACCACUAAACCGACUCAGGCGCAAAUAAAUUUAACUACAUCUUCUUUUCCAAUUGCAUCAAAAGCUACUAACUAUGAGGUAACCACAACAAGAAAUACACAACCGGCAGCUUCGACCACGAAUUCGACAAAAACUCCAACAACGGUCACUAAAACCAAUAAUCCAACUUCAUCUGUAAGGACUUCUGGACCUUCGUCGGCCACCCUUCAUCUAGCGAGCACGACAAAGCCUGCUUCAGACAAAACGACAAGAGCAUCAGUGCCAUCACAGACUUCUACUACCACAAAAGGGGUGAAAACAGAGAAAACUACGUCAUCUGUACCGGAUAUUGUCACGACAGAGCAUGAUAUCCCCAAUGAUACAACAACUGCAGUAAGGACACCAACCCCUAACGUGACUCCUGAGUUAACGACAGUGCAAGUAGGUAGUACAGAAGUGAAAAGCAGUAGCACUACAACGGCAUCAUCUAGUAGACCUAUGUCCACGACAUUCGAUUCAUCUACAACAGAAGGCGAUAACACGAUAUCAUUUUUUGAAACUACAGAACAGGCAACAGCACCAACACAGAGGCAAACAACUACGUCGUCAGAGACAUCGUCUACCACAAAGACAAAAACAAAAGCUCCGGCAGCGACAACAGUGAUGAUGGAUGAAUCGACGACAAAUGUGGCAGUAACAACUAAUUCCCAUGUAACGACAUCCAAUGGGCUUACAGAUAUCCCUAUGGCAUCAGAUGCUAUAAAAAACACAGAUGUGACAACGUUACAGGGACAGACGACAACCAACAAUCCUUCAACUACAACACAUAGCCAUUCAAGUACAACAAUAAAAACACAUGGGCCUGCUAGCAGUUCAUCGAUAAUAACAACAAACUUUUCAACAACACCGAUGAAAACAACAAUAAAUUCAACCACAACAACAAAAACAGCUGAAUCGACAACAAUUGAUCGACAAACAACAAGUGAAUCAGAUGGAGGUUUGACUACAGAACAACUGACAGGAAAGGUGACCACGACCAUACCCAGCACUACAUCUAAGUCAACUUCGACAUCAACAAAAGAGUCACCGGUGUCCCUUACAACCACAAGUCUAAGUACAAGUAAAACUGACACGCCCUGGACCACACGUAUCCAAAUAACAACACCAACAUCAACAACGAAAAAUUUUGUCGCAUCGACUCUUAUCACAUCCGCAACAGAAACAGCAUCACCAAUUACGACAACAAAUAAAAUACCAACGCACACAGCUGGUGGAACUUUUUCAACCACAACGGAUGAUAUUUCAGCUAUGACGACAACAAAAGACAGCGUAUUCUCAGCAGUAACAACUGUCAAAUCAAGAAAUUCUACUAGCACACAACAAGAAAAUGCAACAAUGUCUACUAAUUCACCUACGUCCUACACAAAAUCCUCAAAAUUCACAGAGAAGACUCAAUUUACUCAGUCAGUCACGCAAACACAAACAAAAGCAGAAGGAACCUCAUUGCACGCAAUACAUUCUUCGACAACUCAAAUUGCAACAGAUAUAAAUUCAACACCGACAGCAAAACCAAGUCCAACAAAAUCUAACACAACACCAAUGACAGCCUCAUCAUCUUUAAAUGUUAACACCGUAAGUAUGAGUAUGAACACAACGACAGCUAAAGCUCCUUCAACUUCCAAAACAACUGCAGCACGAGUCUCUCCAGCUACAGCGACUGUUUCCAAAACUACAACGUCUACAAUCAAAACCACUCCUCCAACCAAUAUCCCUACCACUCCGAAUCCAAUCACAACUACAACUACGUCAACUACAACUACACCAACGACGUCAACUAUAGACUGUGUAGCAGUUUGCCUAGCCUGGGGAAGAACACCAAUAUAUACAUCAUCAUCACCCGUGACGUCAUCAUCAGCAUUGGUCACGGCAUCACCAUCACCGUAUGACAACGUGGAACCACAAUGGGAAAUCGCUGUAUUCCCACUUCAUUUCACAAUUUCCUUUAACAUCCCAUGGACAUCAGACUAUGACGUAACAACAUCAAAUGUGUAUAUCAGUAUAUCGAAUAAAAUCCGUGUUUUCUUAGAGAAUAUUUAUAUCCACAUCCCUGGCCUGAGGAGUAAAACAGUCAAUGAUUUAAGUAGGGGGAGUGUGGUAUGUACGUACACGUUACGUGUCACAGCAUCACUGUACCAAACAGCAGGCGCUUACAACGCCUCCAUGAAGCUGAUCAGUGAUGCACAACAACGUUUGGAAUCAAUACGAUCUGCAGCAGGGAUAGGACCGCUUAGUAUUGACUAUGUCAAAACCAACAGGAACGCGGAAUUUGGUCAAGCCAUGGAGGACUCGCAGUCCCCCUGUAAUGCUACAAACAUAUGUCCCUUAGGUUACACGUGCCUCCACACGUCCACUGAGACCACAUGUGUACAUAAGUGUAAGAUAGAUAACCCGUGUCACAACGGAGGCACGUGCUAUGUAAAUGAACAGAACAUAGUUGGAUGCAAAUGUAAACCGAAUUCAGAUUUGAUAUACUUUGGAGAUUAUUGUGAAAGUUCCGAUGAACGUUUGGCAUUAGAGAAAAAGUACAUCAUCGUCAUUGCCUGUGUGUCGGGUGCUGCUCUAGUACUACUUUUUGUUUUUAUAAGCUGUAUAUGUUUUCGUAAAAGACCUUUCGACCGAGGAGAGUAUAGUUUUCAAGAGUUCAAUGACGCAUACUACUACAGAUCGACUAAGGAUGAUGUCGACACUAUACACAAGCUCUACGCUGUAGAUAACCAGGCUUAUGAUAACGCUACCUUCGAUAACGACAAUACGUCCACAUUUAAAGAAGCUAGGAUAUAACGGGAGUUGAGGAAGUAAAAUUUGUAGUCGAUGGUCGUCGCUAUGGAUGUUUACAUGGAUCUGUUUCACAACUAGACACCCGAUGGACACUAAUAUUACGUUAGUUACAUAGGAUGAUAUCGGAACUGUUGAACACAGGAUGCCUCUAGUGCAACGUUAUAUAUAAUACCAGAAGGGCUGAACAACAAAUCAUCUGGUUCUUUUACAUAUCAUAUCUUGAUUGGAGACAAUUCAAUGCUCACUUCCUCGCCUUUGAGGAUUAAACGGAUAUUACACCAUGCUAUCGGAGAUGACGGUGGCGUUACUUACUGGUAUCAUUAACACAUCUUUGAUAAACGCAAUAGCAAUAUCUUUGGUAGUUGAUUCUUAUCAGGUGUGACGUCAUACUUUAUAACGUCGUAAUUAAAAACAAUGGCGAGGACAUUUCUGUAAUAAACUCAUUCGGAAGUUUAUUUUAUUCUUUUUGCUCGACGGGAGCUUAUUGGUCGUGAAACAAAACGCUUGGAACCAUUUUAUUGUUGAAAUAAGAAUGAAAGGUCAUGUAUAGGUAAUAUAUUGUGUUCACUGAAUAUCUAUGUGGUAAAUGAUCAAUUAUUGUGCUGCUAGAAAUGUUCUGAUAAACGAAAUGUUGGUGCUGUAUUCAAAACAACCAUUUUGGUGAAUGUGUGAGUAUUAAACACAAUUUAACC
Messenger RNA from Pecten maximus, 4274 nucleotides. Its product is annotated as mucin-5AC-like. The transcript has 10 exons. The record is from RefSeq and is a predicted model, not a curated record. NCBI's taxonomy places the organism in Eukaryota, Metazoa, Mollusca, Bivalvia, Pectinida, Pectinidae. Bases 166 to 3585 code for a protein of 1139 amino acids.